UGGCGGUUGCCCGCUCAUGUCAAUUCUUCGCCGUGAACGGAAUGAACGUGUAUCAGCAAUUCGCGGAGGAACACAGGGUUGGAUUGCAUUGGAUCGGCCUUUCUUUGCUUCGAUUUCCACCGCCGGAGCGAGACGGCGACGAAGAAGGAGACGACGAUAGGCGCGACCACCCCCCAAAUGGGUUUUCUCGAGGAAAACUUCCUCGGAGGCGACGAGAAGAAGGCUGCCGAGAUGGGGAGCCAGAACCACCCCGCAGUUCCCUGUCCCAUACCCAACAUCUCCCUCAUCGCUGAUUCCGUCGUACGUCGUUGCUCUAGGAUUCUUAUGCUAUCGGUGGAGCAACUGCACCAAUCUUUUGAGGCUGAGCUACCAGAAAAUUUCAGGUUACCAGCAGAUUAUGCUAGGAACCUUGUGGAGUACUGCUCAUACAAAGCUCUUCGUAGGCAAACUCAGCGCCAGGACUAUUUGGCUGAUAAGGAGUUUUCACUUUUAACAUUUGAUAUGAUGCUUGCUUGGGAAGUACCUGAUAAGGAUACUGAGUCCUUACUAAAAGAAAAAGUUCUCUCAAAUAAUUCAGAAUCUGAUGAUGAUGAUGGAUCAUUAUUUUAUGCAAGUAGAACGAGAAUAGCUAGCCAGAUUAAUAGUAAGAAGACUGUUGGACUAGAAGCUUUUGCCCGAAUUGCUCCUGCUUGUGCUGCUGUUGCAGAUCCAAUGACUGUUCACAAUCUCUUUGAUGCACUUACUAGCUGCUCAGGUGGUCAACUCCAUUUUCUUAUAUAUGACAAGUACCUCAAGAGUCUAUACAAACUACUCCAAUCGACAAAGAGGAAGUCACAUCAGCCUCAGAAAUAUAAGUUCAAUCUUAUUGAUGGGGAAAUCAUAUUAGAUACUGAUGCUAAAUCUGUUGUGCAACAAAAUGGGACUUCCAAAAAGCCUGGACGGCUGACACUCACCAGCCAUGCUCUAUAUUUUGAAGCUUCAGGGGUUGCUUCAUAUGACAAAGCUGUCAUUUAUGACCUGUCCAAGGACUUAAGUCAGGUAGUCAAGUGCGAGUUAACUGGACCAUGGGGUGCUCGCCUCUUUGAUAAGGCCAUUAUGUACAAGUCCGAUUCUGUUGCACAGCCCAUUUUUUUAGAGUUCUCUCGGUUCAGUGACCACUCCUACAGAGACUACUGGUUUGUAGUCAUUCAGGAAGUUCUUAAUGCUCACAAAUUUAUAAGGAAGUAUAAACUCAAAAGGUUUCAAACGGCAGAAGCUCUUGCUAAGGCUAUUUUAGGUAUCUUUAGAUAUCGUGCUGUGAAAAAAGCUUUUCAGUGCACACCCUCACACUUUAAGAGUAUACUUGCUUUUAACUUGGCUGAAAAACUUCCAAAAGGUGACAAGAUUUUGGAAGCCUUGCAUAGUCACUUGGAACUCAUGCAGAUGGAAUUUCAGAACCAUGCUGGGAUCCUGACUAUAUCAGAGGAGAUGCCAUUAGUUGGACCAUUAUCUGAUUCAUUAUAUGCACUUACCAGGAUGGGUUUUCUGUUACUGAAGAAGGGCGAUAAUCCAGAAGAAAAUGACAUUUUGGUUGGUAAUGUCCAUGUUGGUCAGACAUGUCCACUCCAAACUGCUGUUAAAAAAUCAUUUUGUUACUCCUAUAGGGCUGAGGCAGCAGAUGCGACAUUUGAUCAGGUCAAAGUGGUAGACAUUAAUACAAAUUUAGCUGUGAUUCAGGCUAUACUUUUUCCUUUAUCUGAGAUGGGCAAGCUACUCAGGUUUUUGGCUUCAUGGGAGGAACCUUUCAAAUCAAGAGUGUUUUUGUUUUCUAUCUUAUAUCUCCUUUACAGUUUGUGGUCUCCUAGGGGUUGGAUCCGGUAUAUCAUACCGUGCAUUUUCUUCUCCAUCUCGGUUUGCAUGUUCUGGCAUAAGCAUCAUAACAAUGGAAAGCCCGUCAAAGUGUUCCAAGUUUCACCUCCUCCAAGUAGGGGCACAGUUGAGCUGCUGUCGAUGUUGCAAGAUGGUGUUUCUCAACUUCAAACAAAUGUCCAAAUAGGAACAAUUUCUCUUCUCAAACUUAGAGCUCUUUUUUUAGCAAUUCCACAGACAACCACCAAAUUUGCUUCUACCUUGAUGAUCAUGGCAGUAGCAUUCUCCCUGGUACCUUUCAGACACCUGCUGCUACUGGUGCUGCUUGAGGUUUACACAAGAAACAUGCCACUGAGGAAAGCCAGCAGCGAGAAGCUGGUAAGGAGAAUUAAGGAAUGGUGGAAUCGCAUUCCUGCUGCUCCUAUUCAGAUCACAAACCCGCCUGGUAGAGCACGGUAUUUCAACAUUUUAUCGCGAACCAUUCAACCUUAAAAGUUCUCAUGUAAAUGCUCACUUCAGUGGUGCUUUCUUUACUCUGGAGCCUAUACUUUUUGACCUUUUUUCUUUUGUCUGUUAACAUUUUUUUUUAUAAUUGUGUAAAGCUAAGAGAAAUGUCAAUGCCUAUUCUGAGAAAAUGUUUCAAGAACUGAAUGAAAAAUUAGUCCCUUGUUUUUGCCAUU
Molecule: messenger RNA, 2528 nt
Organism: Zingiber officinale
Lineage: Eukaryota; Viridiplantae; Streptophyta; Magnoliopsida; Zingiberales; Zingiberaceae
Exons: 10
Coding region: 178-2340 (720 amino acids)
Source: RefSeq, a predicted model, not a curated record